Egretta garzetta (little egret) is the source of this 1791-nucleotide messenger RNA. It is a transcript of the gene CNKSR1, whose product is annotated as connector enhancer of kinase suppressor of Ras 1. The transcript is spliced from 17 exons. Bases 1 to 1791 code for a protein of 596 amino acids. The record is from RefSeq and is a predicted model, not a curated record. NCBI's taxonomy places the organism in Eukaryota, Metazoa, Chordata, Aves, Pelecaniformes, Ardeidae. Gene Ontology annotation, molecular function: protein binding.
AUGGGGACAUGGGGGCACCCUGGAGACCCCUGCAGCCCUCCUGUGCCACAGCAUCCAUGUCCUCCCCCCCAGGACGCAGGGCUGGCGAGCACCAGCCUGCGGACGCUGACAGAGAGGCUGCGGGAGCUGGCACAAGGCACCCAGAGCCUGGUGCUCGGGGGGCUGCCAGUGGGGGGUGGGCCCCCGCCGCCCGGCCCCCUGACACUGCCCCCUGGCCUGUGGGGGAGGCCCCCAACAUCCCCUGACACCCCAACAUUGCCCCCCAGCCCACGGAGGAGCUCCCUGACAUCCUCUGACACCCCAAUGCUGCCCUCUGACCCCCAGGGGACCCCCCUGCCGCUCCUUACCGCCCCACUGGGCCUCGAGAUCACCUCCACCAGCUCCUGCCUGCACUUUGUGUCUGCGACCACCUCAGAGGCCCUGGCUGCCCAUGGGGGCCGCAUCCUACCCGGAGACGAGAUCGUGCAGGUCAAUGAGCAGGUCGUGGUGGGCUGGACACGCGCCAACCUGGCAAAAAAGCUGCUGGAGAAGGCGAGUGGGGUGACACUGGUGCUGAAGAGGAUCCCCCUUGACCUGCCCAGCUCGCCGCCCUCUCCCAAGCAGCAGCUCUCGGGAGCAUUUUUGGAUGCUGCGGGUCCCCCCAGCCCCAGGAGCAGCCAGUGCCCGGGCAGCCCCGUGUCCCUGUCCUCCAGACAUGACCCUUCUCCUCUCCCGGAAUGGAAAGGCGUGCGCGGGGCCGGCAGCGGUCCUGCUGCUGCUGAGGAGGCAGCGUGGGAGGGUGGCACCCCACUGGGCACCCCAGGCUCCCCAGGCGCCCUCGCUGCUGCUGGACCCUGCGCUGCGGAGCUCAGCCCCACGGCAGCCCCCGCGGCAGGGGGGCAGGGCACAGAGCCUGGCCAGCUCCCCAGGGAGGGCAGCCCCCAGACGGGACGCAGACCAAAAGGAGUGGCGACCAGGGUGAGCCGCCGGCGGGUCUCAUGCCGGGACCUGGGCCGGGUGGACUGUGAUGGCUGGCUCCUGAAGAAGAAGGACCACGUGGCCUUCAUGGCCCAGAAGUGGAAGCGGUGCUGGUUUGUGCUGAAGGGCCACACGCUCUACUGGUACCACCACCCCAACGAUGAGAAGGCUGCAGGUCUCAUCAAUGUGGCCACCUACGACCUGGAGAGCACGAGGGAGCAGAAGAAGAAAUAUGUGUUCCAGCUCUCCCACCAGAGGUACAAGCCCUUCAUCUUCGCCGCAGAAACACUGGCUGAUUUGAGCAUGUGGGUCAGUCACCUGAUAACAGCCAAAACGAAGUAUGCACAGGCCCACCAGUCAGUCCCGGACAGGGAGGAAGACUGCUACAGCGAGACGGAAGCUGAGGACCCUGAUGACGAGUCCCCCAGGCACGGAUGCGAUUUGCCAAAGAAGAGGCUGCAAAACACCCCAGAGAAAGCCCAGCUCUUCCCAGCCGGCGGCGAGCCCAGCAGCGCAGCCAGCAGCCCCCAGGGCAGCCCUCGGCCCUGCUCGCCCAUGGACCCUGCUGGGGAGGAUCUCGAGUGCCUGAUGCAGUGCCUGAAGCAGGGUGGGCUGUCCCUCAUGGGGCAGCAGCGGUUCCUGACGGAGGAGCAAUGCCGCAAGUCCUUUAUCCGGCGCAACAAGAACCCCCACAUCAACGAGAAGGUGCAUGCAGUGCGGGCCCUGCAGAGCACGCUCAAGGCAAAGCUGGUGGAGCUGCAGGCUCUGGAGCAGCUGCUCGGUGACGCUGUGCUCACCUCAGAGAAGUUCACGCGCUGGAAGGAAGAGCUGUAA